Molecule: messenger RNA, 1088 nt
Organism: Trifolium pratense (red clover)
Lineage: Eukaryota; Viridiplantae; Streptophyta; Magnoliopsida; Fabales; Fabaceae
Product: peptidyl-prolyl cis-trans isomerase FKBP16-4, chloroplastic
Exons: 10
Coding region: 93-803 (236 amino acids)
Molecular function (GO): peptidyl-prolyl cis-trans isomerase activity
Source: RefSeq, a predicted model, not a curated record
CUCUUAAACCAUACUAAAAAGAAAAGAAAAAUAUAAAAAGCUAAUAAUAAUAAAUAUAAACUAUACAUUAACAAAUUGAACAAACCAAGAUCAUGGAACUUUCUCUUCUCAGCCAUCAGCUCCAUCCUUUGCUCCUUCAUUGCCCUCUCACCACCAAUUUCUUGACAAGAACACAAAAAAGAAUUUACAACAAAACUUCAAAUAAGUUAUUACAAUGCAGCUGUUCACAGUCUUCUUCCAAUAAUACUUCUGUAGAACCAAUCAAUGUGUCUUUACAGAUUGAAGGAAGGAGAACAUUACUGACUUGUCUCCUUACCACAUUUGCUGGAGUUUAUGCAUGUGAUGUGGCUGAAGCUGUUAGCACUAGUAGAAGAGCUUUAAGAGGAGCCAAAAUUCCUGAAAGUGAUUACAAAACCUUGCCUAAUGGUCUGAAGUACUAUGAUUUGAAGGUUGGGGAUGGAGCUGAAGCUGUGAAAGGAUCGCGUGUCGCAAUUCACUAUGUUGCUAAAUGGAGGGGCAUCACCUUUAUGACUAGUAGACAAGGAAUGGGCGUUGGAGGAGGAACGCCGUAUGGAUUUGAUGUAGGCGAAUCUAAGAGAGGGAAUGUCCUAAAAGGUUUGGAUUUAGGAGUCGAGGGCAUGCGAGUUGGAGGCCAGCGACUGUUACUUGUUCCUCCUGAACUUGCCUAUGGAAGCAAGGGAGUCCAAGAAAUCCCUCCAAAUGCAACAAUAGAGAUGGAUGUUGAACUGCUUGCUAUCAAACAAAGUCCAUUCGGGACUGCCGUAAAGAUUGUUGAAGGCUAAUGCACUGGUUUAAUAUUCAGAAUGCUAUGUUAGCAAACUAUGAGAAGAUAAUCUCUGCCCUAGUAGGACGACCUCUACCAGACAGGACUUAGUUUGUCCUUGAUGUGAAUGAACGUACAAUUUUACCUGUUUCUGGACCGGCAUAAAAAAACAAUGAUAAGAUUGAAACAUUGCUGAACAAGUUGAUUAUUUGUAUUCAAUUCAAUAGUUCAAUACAGGAUCUUGCCAGGAAUCCAAAAACUCGUGAGACGAGACCACAAAUAUAUAAACAUUAGUUGUUUUUCA